Molecule: messenger RNA, 1301 nt
Organism: Hydractinia symbiolongicarpus
Lineage: Eukaryota; Metazoa; Cnidaria; Hydrozoa; Anthoathecata; Hydractiniidae
Product: schlafen-like protein 1
Exons: 8
Coding region: 60-818 (252 amino acids)
Source: RefSeq, a predicted model, not a curated record
UUUGUCCGUUUCCAAAUAUAUAUGUAUCUUGUUUACAUUUUUCUAGCAUAAUAUGAAAUAUGGGUUUUGUUGACAAAAUCAGUAAUAUCUUAACAUCAUGGAGGGGCCAAAAAAGAAAAAGAGAAGCAGACGAUGAUGGUCAAGCACCUGCAAAACAAAUUUGUACAUAUGUCCUGACACCACAAGAAAAACAUCGAAAUGGUGAUGUCUUAAAUACGAGAACACAUAAUGAAGUUUACAUUUUUGAGGAAGUAGUCAAAACAACAGAAUGUCGAAGAUUCGAGUUUAAAGCAGGUGGAGUUCUGUUUGGUGGUGAUAAUUUGAAUCAGCUGAUUCGAAAAUAUGCAUCUGCAUUCUUCAAUUCUGAAGGUGGCGUACUUCUUGCUGGUGUUAACGAUGAUGGUGUGGUGAAGGGUGUUACCAUAAGUGGUUACGAUAAGGAGUCGAUAUGGAACACAACAUAUAAAGAACUGUCUUCGUUUAGGCCAAAAAUUCCGUCUUCUUUGUGGAAUAUUGAAUUUAUCCCAGUGACGUUUAGAAAUAACAGAAGACCAAUUUUUAACCGAUCAGAUCGAUACGUAGUUGAGUUUUCUUUUAAAAAAGGCAGCGAUGAAGAAAUUUACGAAACUGGUCUCCACGAGGUAUUCUUACGACGUGAUGGCGGUGUACAAGGUCCCAUAAGACCUCUUGAUAUAAAAAAUUUAGUUAUCUCUAAAUAUAACAAGACGUUGGCACAGAGGAAAAUCGAAAAAGAGGAGGUGGAAAGUAAAAAAGAGAAAUUGAAAACAAAGGGUAUUAAUUAUAUUGUGAUAGAUUAAAAUUUUUAUAUCUAUUAUGUAGUAUGUUUGUUUCUGUUAGUUUUAUUUCAGCAUCCAUGCUUUAUUUCAGCAAUUUUUUGUUAUUUUUCAAUACAUACUUAUAUUCUGAGUUUAAAGUAAAAGCAAUUUUAAAAGCAGCAUGCCCUCCCACCCGUUAAACCCACCUCGCCCGUCCAACUCACCCCUUAAACUCCUCUUUUACUACCAACCCUUAUUGAAAUCUACUUUCCUAAAACUAAACCUAAAUAUCUAUUUCGUCGCUGUUGCUGUUCCGUCUUUUGCAAGUUUAUAAUUUGUAUGUACCUUUUUAUUAACGUAUUUUUCUAAACGCCCUUUCUUUAUUUUCAUGGGGCGUGUGAUCGGCGUCCUGGAUUUUUCUAUAUCGGGCAUUCUUUACUUGUGAAGUUUUGUAAAUAUUUGUAGAUAUUUUUGUUAAUAUUGACGCAGUGUUAUAUAUUGUAUAAUAAAUAUGCUCACUUUGGA